AAUAAUCAUGGGCCAGACUGGGAAGAAAUCUGAGAAGGGACCAGUGUGUUGGCGGAAGCGUGUAAAGUCAGAGUACAUGCGCCUGCGGCAGCUCAAGAGGUUCAGGCGAGCUGACGAAGUCAAGAGUAUGUUUAGUUCCAAUCGUCAGAAAAUUCUGGAAAGAACAGAAAUCUUAAACCAAGAAUGGAAACAGCGAAGGAUCCAGCCUGUGCACAUCCUGACUUCUGUGAGCUCAUUGCGCGGGACCAGGGAGGCCAUUCACCUGCUCUUCCCUCUACGAUUUUCCAUAACACAGUUUUUACUUGGAACCAGCCUUCUGCCAAGAGUCUCAGUUUGGUUGUGUACUCCUACAACUACUAUUUUUGGCUUGACUUCCCUCUCCAGCUCCCAGUGGUCCAGCCACACAGUCGCCUAUUGUACCAGCUGGUUGAUUGUUCGGUGACCAGUGACUUGGAUUUUCCAACACAAGUCAUCCCGUUAAAGACUCUGAAUGCAGUUGCUUCAGUACCCAUAAUGUAUUCUUGGUCUCCUCUACAGCAGAAUUUCAUGGUGGAAGAUGAAACUGUUUUACAUAACAUUCCUUACAUGGGGGAUGAAGUUUUAGACCAGGACGGGACUUUCAUUGAAGAACUAAUAAAAAAUUAUGAUGGAAAAGUACACGGGGAUAGAGAAUGUGGGUUUAUAAAUGAUGAAAUUUUUGUGGAGUUGGUGAAUGCUCUUGGUCAAUACAAUGACGAUGAUGAUGAUGAUGAUGGAGAUGAUCCUGAUGAAAGAGAAGAAAAACAGAAAGAUUUAGAGGAGAACCGAGAAGAUAAAGAAAGUCGCCCACCUCGGAAAUUUCCUUCUGAUAAAAUUUUUGAAGCUAUUUCCUCAAUGUUUCCAGAUAAGGGCACAGCAGAAGAGCUAAAGGAAAAGUACAAAGAACUCACUGAGCAGCAGCUCCCAGGUGCACUUCCCCCCGAAUGUACCCCCAACAUAGAUGGACCAAACGCGAAGUCUGUUCAGAGGGAGCAGAGCUUGCACUCGUUUCAUACGCUUUUCUGUAGGCGAUGUUUUAAAUAUGACUGCUUCCUACAUCGUAAGUGCAGUUAUUCUUUCCAUGCGACACCCAACACUUACAAGCGGAAGAACACGGAGACGGCUCUGGACAACAAGCCUUGCGGCCCCCAGUGUUACCAGCACUUGGAGGGCGCGAAGGAGUUUGCUGCUGCCCUCACUGCCGAGCGGAUAAAGACGCCCCCGAAGCGCCCGGGCGGCCGCAGGAGAGGGCGGCUCCCCAACAACAGCAGCAGGCCCGGCACCCCCACCACCAGCGUGCUCGAGUCCAAGGACACAGACAGUGACAGGGAGGCGGGGACCGAGACCGGGGGGGAGGGCAACGACAAGGAGGAGGAGGAGAAGAAGGACGAGACCUCCAGCUCCUCAGAAGCGAAUUCUCGGUGUCAAACACCAAUAAAGAUGAAGCCCAAUGCCGAGCCCCCCGAGAACGUGGAGUGGAGUGGCGCUGAGGCCUCCAUGUUCAGGGUCCUCAUCGGCACAUACUACGACAACUUCUGUGCCAUCGCCAGGUUGAUCGGGACCAAAACAUGUCGACAGGUGUAUGAGUUUCGAGUCAAAGAAUCCAGUGUCAUAGCGCCGGCCCCCGCCGAGGACGUUGACACCCCUCCCAGGAAGAAGAAGAGGAAACACCGGUUGUGGGCUGCGCACUGCAGAAAGAUACAGCUGAAGAAGGACGGCUCCUCCAACCAUGUUUACAACUACCAGCCCUGUGACCACCCACGGCAGCCUUGCGACAGCUCGUGCCCUUGUGUGAUAGCACAAAAUUUUUGUGAAAAGUUUUGUCAAUGUAGUUCAGAGUGUCAGAACCGCUUUCCGGGAUGCCGCUGCAAAGCCCAGUGCAACACCAAGCAGUGCCCGUGCUACCUGGCUGUCCGAGAGUGUGACCCCGACCUCUGUCUUACUUGUGGAGCUGCUGACCACUGGGACAGUAAAAACGUGUCCUGCAAGAACUGUAGCAUUCAGCGGGGCUCCAAGAAGCAUUUACUGCUGGCACCAUCUGAUGUGGCAGGCUGGGGGAUUUUCAUCAAAGAUCCUGUACAGAAAAAUGAAUUCAUCUCGGAAUACUGUGGAGAGAUUAUUUCUCAAGAUGAAGCAGACAGAAGAGGGAAAGUAUAUGAUAAAUACAUGUGCAGCUUUCUCUUCAACUUGAACAAUGAUUUUGUGGUGGAUGCAACCCGCAAGGGUAACAAAAUUCGUUUUGCAAAUCACUCAGUAAAUCCAAACUGCUAUGCAAAAGUGAUGAUGGUUAACGGCGAUCACAGGAUAGGGAUUUUUGCCAAGAGAGCCAUCCAGACUGGCGAAGAGCUGUUUUUUGACUACAGAUACAGCCAGGCUGACGCCCUCAAGUACGUGGGCAUCGAAAGAGAAAUGGAAAUCCCUUGACGUCUGCUACCUCCCCCCUCCUCCUCUUGGAACAGCUGCCUUAGCUUCAGGAACCUCGAGUACUGUGGGCGAUUUAGAAAAAGAAAAUGCAGUUUGAAAUUCUGAAUUUGCUAAGUACUGUAAGAAUAAUUUAUAGUAAUGAGUUUAAAAAUCAACUUUUUAUUGCCUUCUCACCAGCUGCAAAGUGUUUUGUACCAGUGAAUUUUUGCAAUAAUGCAGUGUGGUACAUUUUUCAACUUUGAAUAAAGAAUACUUGAACUUCUCCUGGUCGUUGUCAUCUGUCACACAGCUUCCCCAGCUGAUUUUAGAAAAAGACGACUGAGUGAGCCUAAU
Molecule: messenger RNA, 2775 nt
Organism: Balaenoptera musculus (blue whale)
Lineage: Eukaryota; Metazoa; Chordata; Mammalia; Artiodactyla; Balaenopteridae
Gene: EZH2
Product: enhancer of zeste 2 polycomb repressive complex 2 subunit
Exons: 20
Coding region: 184-2442 (752 amino acids)
Biological process (GO): chromatin remodeling
Molecular function (GO): histone H3K27 methyltransferase activity; protein binding
Source: RefSeq, a predicted model, not a curated record